AUGCCCUCCUUAGAUAAACCAUGGGCCAUCAUCGUUGGCGCUGGUCCGUCUGGCUUGCUUCUCGCUCUCAUUCUCGCAAAGAAGGGAAUCCCGGUCCAAGUACUGGAAGCUUCGAGUAAGCUGGAUGACUCGCCCAGAGCAGCAUACUAUGGGCCUCCCGCGGCGUACGAACUACGGCGUGCAGGAGUUAUCGAUGAGAUCAGGAAGGAUGGAUUCGACCCUGUUAUAAUGUGUUGGCGAAAGCUAGAUGGUACCUAUCUUGCUGGAUUCAACAAUAGUCUCAUGAAAGACGACCCUGAUAGACUGGCAUGUAUGCCAUUGGCCCAACUCGAUCAGCUUCUCUACCGACAUGCCACAGCGCAGCCUUCAGUGAAGGUGUCCUUCAAUCACAAAGUCGUUGACAUAGGACAAGACGAUGAAAAGGCGUGGGUCGAUGUGGAAACCCCCGAAGGUAACAAGCGUUUAGAAGCUACCUACAUCGUGGGUUGCGAUGGUGCUUCAAGCAUCGUCAGAAGAAGGCUUUACCCCGACAAAGAUUUCCCCGGCUACACCUGGGACAAACAGAUUGUGGCCACCAACGUCGCUUAUCCGUUCGAGAAAUUCGGCUAUGAGGAUGUUCAAUUCUUCAUUCAUCCCGAGCAUUGGCAUAUGGUGGCCCGCCUGACUAAGAACCCCGAUCCAACUAAGUUAAGCUAUUGGCGAGUGUCAUACGGGGAGAUUCCAGGUUUGACUGACCAGGAACUGAUUGCGCGACAACCGAUGAAAUUUGAGGCGAUGCUGCCUGGUCACCCCAAACCUGGUGAGUAUGAGCUUGCAGCUAUCAGUCCAUACAAGAUCCAUCAACGAUUGGUUAAAAGUCUCCACGUGGGACGAUUUCUUCUCGCUGCUGACGCAGCACACAUUUGCAAUCCGUUUGGUGGGCUAGGAUUGACUGGUGGCAUCGUGGACAUCGGUGGGCUAUCUGAUUGCCUCAUUGGCAUCUAUGAAGGCAAAGCAGACGACACUAUCCUAGAUAAAUAUUCGGAUGUCCGGCGAGAGAAGUUCCAAAAAGUGACUGACCCUGUGUCGACCGAGAACAUUACGAGGCUGUUCAGUCAAGAUCCAGAAAAGGCGCUUGAAAACGACUCCUUUUUGAAGAUGCUCAACAGCAUCAAAGACGACGAGAAGGCCCAGCUGGAAUUCAUGCGUGGCCCGUUCGCACUCUCAUAUGAUUUUACCCAGCACUACAAUACAAAUUAG
This is a messenger RNA of Exophiala aquamarina CBS 119918, 1239 nucleotides long. RefSeq lists its product as uncharacterized. NCBI's taxonomy places the organism in Eukaryota, Fungi, Ascomycota, Eurotiomycetes, Chaetothyriales, Herpotrichiellaceae. Gene Ontology annotation, biological process: ubiquinone biosynthetic process. Bases 1 to 1239 code for a protein of 412 amino acids. Gene Ontology annotation, cellular component: mitochondrion. Gene Ontology annotation, molecular function: FAD binding; oxidoreductase activity. The transcript has 3 exons. The record is from RefSeq and is a predicted model, not a curated record.